This is a messenger RNA of Daphnia pulicaria, 2390 nucleotides long. Its product is annotated as sestrin-3-like. Lineage: Eukaryota; Metazoa; Arthropoda; Branchiopoda; Diplostraca; Daphniidae. Gene Ontology annotation, biological process: regulation of response to reactive oxygen species; positive regulation of macroautophagy; cellular response to leucine starvation. The record is from RefSeq and is a predicted model, not a curated record. Bases 283 to 2289 code for a protein of 668 amino acids. Gene Ontology annotation, molecular function: L-leucine binding; oxidoreductase activity, acting on peroxide as acceptor. The transcript is spliced from 8 exons. Gene Ontology annotation, cellular component: nucleus.
GUCUUUGUUCAACUCAGUUGCUGAACGACCAUCUGACCGACAGGGUCGUUAAAAACCAUUUGGCCCAAGUUUUGAAAUAAGUUUUUAUAUUGUUUCAACUCUUUUUAUUUUAUUUGGUCAUCCUCUCCGCUUCCACCACACACACACACAAAGUUUUUCUCUCAUUUGGCUAGAAGAAAAUUAAUCACCAAUCAUUCCUGUUAAAAGGCGAAAAAGUUGUUUGAUUCAGUCGUUGAUGGGUUGGCCCGGUUGUCCUUGAUUGAUAUCGAGUCGAUUCUUUUAAUGUAUUUAAAAGUUGAGAGUGUCAGUGCUGUGGAGAUUGCGUCAAGCUCAUCUUCGUCUACCACCACCACCACCACGUCGAGACUAGGCAGUAACUCGCUGUCGUCUUUGUCGUCGUCGUCCAAUCGUCCAGGAGUUACGAAAAUUCCCGUUCCGUUGCACCACCGACUGGGUGGCGGGGCGGCCGCCGCUGCUGCUGCUGUUGCUGCCGCCGCCUCUGCCGCCACUGGGGCCGCCUGCACUCCCGAUGAGAUCUACUGUUACACUCAGUCCAAUUCCAACAACAUAAAUCGGACGACGAGCCUCCAUUUCAAUCACCACUAUCAACAAUUCAACAACCAUCACUAUUACAACAGCCAGUCGGCAGCAGCCAUCAGCAGCCCAGCAACAGCACCCAACAGGGGAGGAUUCGGUCGGUUACCACCUCAAGCACAUCAUUACGAUUUGGCAACUACCAAUUCAUCUCCCAACAUGGGAAUUCAUCACAUUGGUGCGGCUGAUUUUGCUUCAACUGUCGAUGUACAACACGGCCCUGGUCGACCAGACCGGCUGGAACAGGUCAUGUCUUUGCAUCCGCAAUAUUUGAAAAUAUUCACCAAGUCGCAGUCGUUCAUCAUGCGAGGCGAUGGACCGUUACCCUUCCACUACCGACACUACAUCGCCAUUAUGGCCGCUGGUCGCCAUCAAUGUUCGUACCUGAUUCAACAGCAGGUGAACGAGUUCCUUUUGCAGGGCGGAGACGAGCGCUGGCUCAACGGACUCCAUUCGAUUCCGGCCAAACUGAGGGAUCUCUACGAAAUCAAUAAGAUUUUGGCUCACCGGCCUUGGCUCAUCACCAAGCACCACAUUGAGAAAUUGACUAAGGGCAGCGACAGUUGGUCACUGGGCGAAUUGGUGCACGCGCUGGUGAUCCUCUCGCACUACCACGCCAUCUCGUCUUUCGUUUUCGGUGUCGGAAUUGGGGACGGUGAAGAUGAACCGCCUUGCUGCUGCCCGUCUAUCGCCCACAAAUCGGCCACUACCACGGCCACUGCUUCGGUUCCAUCUGGUAAUAGUAGUAGUGGACAAUCAACUCCGACCUCGGCAUCUCCUCCGCUAACGAACGGCGGCGGCGGGAGUCCUUUGGUGUUGGCAACUCGAGAAAUCGUCACGGCUCCAACUACAUCGGCUGCAACCGGAGCCGGUUCCAAUCAAGGAUCGAGGUCCAAUUCGGGCCGUGGAUCGCCUGACGAGCCUCGGAGCGCCGCUGGGAGCCGGCGCGGGACCUUGUCGACUGGCGAUUUUGGCAUGAUGCAAGAUCACGAGCUGAUGGCCGGAGGGCUGGACGCUUUGAUGAUGCGGAUGAAGAAUUUGGACGAGCACCGACAAGAGUACAGCGCCGAGGAGCAGACGAAACGCUACGAACACGUCGAGAGUCAGAGCGCCGAAUUGGGUGUGGUUGGAUCGUCUACCACGUACGUCGAUGGAUUUUCAUCCAGCCGUCCCAAACCGGAAAUUAGUCAAUUUAUCGACGACCCCGAUUUCACUUACCAGGACUUUGCCCGUCGCGGCUCAGUGAAUUUGAUUCCGACAUUUCGUGUGCAGGACUAUUCUUGGGACGAUCACGCUUUCUCGCUCAUCAACCGGUUGUACAACGACGUGGGCAACUUGCUGGACGACAAAUUCCGGCUCAUGUACCAGUUGACGUACAACUUUAUGGGCUCGAAGAAGGACGUUGACACGUCACGCUUCCGCACGGCCAUUUGGAAUUACAUUCAGUGCAUGUUUGGCAUCCGUCACGAUGACUACGACUACGGCGAGGUGAAUCAGGUGCUGGAACGAUCCUUGAAGGCCUACAUCAAGACGGCCGUCUGCUUUCCCGAACGAGUCACCAGAGCCGAUUACAACAACAUCCUCAAGGAGCUCCAUCACUCGGAAAAGAUUCACGUCAAUUUGAUGCUAUUAGAGGCUCGCAUCCAGGCCGAGCUGCUCUACGCUUUACGUGCCGUCAUGCGUUACAUGACUUAAAAACAAAAACAGAAAACCGUUUAUCAUUUUUCUUCGAAUCGCCAAAACGCAUCAAAAAGAGGCGUUUUAUUUUUAACAAAACAGUAGACACACACUCCCCC